UAACGCUAACCGGACGGUCGGACGGUUCUCCUGCUGCAGAGACGGAUCUGACGGUCAGACAGGAUGCCUUUCUCCGAGCUGUAUUUUAAUGUCGAUAAUGGCUACCUGGAGGGGCUGGUCAGAGGCUUUAAAGCCGGAAUACUGUCCCAGGCGGAUUAUUUAAACCUCGUUCAAUGCGAGACCCUGGAAGAUCUGAAGCUCCACCUGCAGAGCACAGACUAUGGCAGCUUCCUGGCCAACGAGGCAUCUCCUCUCACCGUGUCGGUUAUUGAUGACAAGCUGAAGGAGAAGAUGGUGGUGGAGUUUCGCCACAUGAGGAACCAGUCGUACGAGCCGCUGGCCAGCUUUAUGGACUUCAUCACGUACAGCUACAUGAUCGAUAACGUCAUCCUGCUCAUCACGGGCACUCUGCACCAGCGGGCCAUCUCUGAGCUGGUGCCAAAGUGUCACCCACUGGGCAGCUUCGAGCAGAUGGAGGCGGUCAACAUCGCCCAGACCCCCGCUGAGCUGUACAACGCCAUCCUCGUGGACACACCCCUGGCUGCGUUCUUCCAGGACUGUAUAUCUGAACAGGACUUGGAUGAGAUGAACAUUGAAAUCAUUCGUAACACACUUUACAAGGCUUAUCUGGAGGCUUUCUAUAAGUUCUGCUCCAACCUUGGAGGAACCACUGCUGACACCAUGUGUCCUAUUCUGGAGUUCGAGGCCGACAGGAGAGCCUUCAUCAUCACCAUCAACUCAUUCGGCACUGAGCUGUCCAAGGAGGACCGUGCCAAGCUCUUCCCCCACUGCGGCAAGCUUUACCCAGAAGGCCUUGCUCAGCUGGCCCGGGCAGAUGACUACGAGCAGGUCAAGGCCGUCGCUGAUUUCUAUCCUGAGUACAAGCUGCUGUUCGAAGGCGCCGGCAGCAAUCCAGGAGACAAAACGCUGGAGGAUCGUUUCUUUGAGCACGAGGUGAAGUUGAACAAGCUGGCCUUCCUCAACCAGUUCCACUUUAGUGUUUUCUACGCCUACGUGAAGCUGAAGGAGCAGGAGUGCAGGAACAUUGUCUGGAUCGCAGAGUGCAUCGCCCAGCGGCAUCGCGCCAAGAUUGACAACUACAUUCCCAUCUUUUAAGCCUACUCGUCCUCAAUCUCACCUUCCUCUCCUUCUUCCCAUCUUCAUUUCACUCAGUCCUAUGUCUUGAACAGUGUCACAGCUCGGUGUUAAAGAAUCUGAUGGUUUGAUGCUAAAUUUUCUCCGUUCUUCACUCGUGGGUGUGAAUUGGUUCUCGGCACCAGAGUUUCUUGUUAGAAUGUGAGUUCCAGUCAGGCUCAUUAUUGCUUACAACAUAAGACAUAUAAUCACUCUGAAUACCAAGCUUUUUAAACAGGAGGAGACUCACAGGAGCCUGGUCCAGCAGAGGUGGUUGGUGUUUGUUUUGACAACCUUGCAAUGUAAAGGAGGGAACUCAUUUGACUUUCAAAACCUCACCUCUGACUGUCUCAACUUUGACUUUCAGCGUGUUGUUUUCGGUGGCACUCCUUGUCCGCCUGACGUGUCACCGAGUAAAAUUCAUCAGAAGAAGAGUUUGCAUUUUACUCCAGACGGUAAAGCCGCUUUCCCCAGAACUCCCAGCACAGUAAACACCAACCACCUUUCUAAGGUUCUGUUGAUCUGGUCAUCUGAUCAUAUUGAUAUUCAGGCACGUGAAAUAGCAGAAGGUGUAACAUACUGUAUGUUCUGGAUUAAUCACCAAAGUCAGGAGAAAACUUGACUGACCUUCAGCCUGUCCAGCUCAAAGCAGAGAUGAAAACAUUCCUCGCAUCAGUCCUCGCCAGGUUCCCUAUAACCGGUAUUUAUUUCUGUUUUAGUGCUAGGUUUUGUCAGCAUGUCUGGUCAUUACUGUGGUUUUCCCCAAAAACUAACGUGAAACGUGUGAGUCCCACCUGAUUUGCUGUCUUAACUAGAUUGUGGUUAGAUAUUAAAAAUACAACGGGCGAACAGGAGCUUCCAGUCGUCACCAUCCCUGUUCCUGUGGGAACUUUCUGUAAAUGAACGUUCUGGAAUGAGGCAAAAUCUUGUGAGUAUAUGACAGAUAUAAUGUUUAAACUUUAAAAAGAUAUAAAUAGAUAUUUAAAGAUGACUAUAUGAUUUUGUUUUCUCAUGCUGUAAAAAUUGAUUUAUUGCUGUUUUGAUCUGUUUCUUACUUGUGAAAUGUGUACUGUAAAUGUGGUAAAAAAAAAAAAAAUAAACAGACUAAACUGCACUAAUGCAGGUCUGCAGAAA
This is a messenger RNA of Toxotes jaculatrix (banded archerfish), 2268 nucleotides long. Its product is annotated as V-type proton ATPase subunit d 1. Gene Ontology annotation, molecular function: proton-transporting ATPase activity, rotational mechanism. The record is from RefSeq and is a predicted model, not a curated record. The coding region runs from base 64 to 1116 and encodes 350 amino acids. Gene Ontology annotation, biological process: vacuolar acidification; vacuolar transport; proton transmembrane transport. Gene Ontology annotation, cellular component: plasma membrane proton-transporting V-type ATPase complex; proton-transporting V-type ATPase, V0 domain; vacuolar proton-transporting V-type ATPase complex. The transcript has 8 exons. NCBI's taxonomy places the organism in Eukaryota, Metazoa, Chordata, Actinopteri, Toxotidae.